GAGAAAGAGAGGGGGAAAAAAUAAAAGAAAAGGAGGAGGGUGAAAGCAAGAAGAGAUCCUGAUGGCAAUCAGGGCACCCUGACCAGCUCCUGCUUGGAGAAGGGGGGCAGGCGAGGCGGAAACGAGAUUUCCCUACAAGUUUUUGCUGCUGAAGGUUGCUCAGGAGCCUUCCUCGGCCGGCGAGGGGGGAAACCACUCCGGGACUACUCCAGCAGUAGGAAGACCGAGGAGUGGAGUGGAUGAAUAUACCGAUGAGAGAUCCAGUUAUCCCUGGGACAAGCAUGGCUUAUCAUCCUUUUUUACCUCACCGGGCACCGGACUUUGCCAUGAGCGCUGUGCUGGGACAUCAGCCUCCCUUCUUCCCGGCUCUGGCUUUGCCUCCCAACGGGGCGGCUGCCCUCUCUCUUCCCGGGGCUCUGGCUAAACCCAUCAUGGAUCAGUUAGUGGGGGCUGCAGAGACUGGUAUCCCCUUUUCUUCCCUGAGUCACCAGGCAGCAGCCCAUCUGAGGCCUUUAAAAACUCUGGAACCAGAAGAAGAAGUGGAAGAUGAUCCGAAAGUGCAUCUGGAAGCCAAAGAGCUUUGGGAGCAGUUCCAUAAAAGAGGCACGGAGAUGGUGAUUACCAAAUCGGGAAGGAGAAUGUUUCCUCCAUUUAAAGUGAGAUGCACUGGACUGGAUAAAAAGGCCAAGUACAUUUUAUUGAUGGAUAUUGUGGCGGCUGAUGAUUGUAGGUACAAAUUCCAUAAUUCCCGGUGGAUGGUAGCCGGCAAAGCUGACCCUGAAAUGCCAAAGAGAAUGUACAUCCACCCGGACAGCCCGGCCACCGGCGAACAAUGGAUGUCCAAAGUCGUCACCUUUCACAAGCUGAAGCUCACUAACAACAUCUCUGACAAGCACGGAUUUACCAUUUUAAACUCCAUGCACAAGUACCAGCCCCGGUUCCACAUCGUCCGAGCCAACGAUAUCCUCAAGCUUCCCUACAGCACGUUCCGGACCUACGUUUUCCCGGAGACUGAAUUCAUCGCAGUGACCGCAUACCAGAAUGAUAAGAUCACUCAAUUAAAAAUUGACAACAACCCGUUCGCCAAAGGGUUUCGAGACACUGGGAAUGGAAGGAGGGAAAAAAGGAAGCAGCUGACCCUGCAGUCCAUGAGGGUGUACGACGAGAGGCAAAAGAAGGAAAACCCCACCUCGGACGAGUCCUCCAACGAGCAGACAGCCUUCAAGUGCUUCGCGCAGUCCUCCUGCCCUACCGUACCUGCCGUCGGCACCUCCAGCCUCAAAGAUCUCUGUCCCAGCGAGGGAGACAGCGACGCGGACAGCAAAGAUGAUCCCUUGCUAGAAGCCAACGAGUCGGGCAAAAUCAGCACGACCACCGGCACCACCCCAGCACCGGCCAGUUCUGCCUCGGCCGUGGGAGACGACCCCCGGGAGAAGGGGGGCAGCCCCUCCAAAAGCCACUUUUUCCCCAGUGACUCGGCGGGGAGUCGGAGCCGAGAGAGGACGGAGAAAGCCCCUCCGGACUCCAGGCACAGCCCGGCUACUAUCUCUUCCAGCACCCGGGGGGGAAGCUUGAGCGGCGAGGAACUGAAAAGCCCCCUCAGGGAUGGUCCUAAAGUAGAUGAGAACCGGCUGCUGGGGAAGGAGCCCUUCGCCCCUCUGACGGUGCAGACCGACAGCACAGCCCACCUGAGCCAGGGACACUUGCAAAACCUCGGCUUCCCCCCUGCCCUGGCAGGCCAGCAGUUCUUCAACCCGCUGGGGAACGGGCACCCGCUGCUGCUGCACCCCGGGCAGUUCGCCAUGGGGGGGGCUUUCUCCGGGAUGGCCGCGGGAAUGGGGCCGCUGCUUGCCACCGUCUCCGGGGCAUCUGCUGGUGUCUCGGGACUGGACAACACGGUGAUGGCCACAGCGGCGGCCCAGGGACUCUCGGGAGCAUCGGCGGCUGCUUUGCCUUUUCAUCUGCAGCAGCACGUUCUGGCUUCUCAGGGCCUGGCUAUGUCUCCCUUCGGAAGCCUCUUCCCGUAUCCCUAUACCUACAUGGCAGCGGCCGCCGCCGCCUCCAGCGCCGCCUCCAGCUCGGUGCACCGGCACCCCUUCCUCAGCGCCGUCCGGCCCCGGCUCCGCUACAGCCCCUACCCGCUGCCCGUCCCGCUGCCUGACGGCAGCAGCCUCCUCACCACAGCCCUGCCCGGCCUGGCUACCGGCUCCGGAGAGGGCAAACCCGGAGGGUUAACUACCAGCCCCGGUUCCGUACCCCUGGACUCCGCCUCGGACCUCACCAGCCGCUCGUCCACCCUCUCCUCCGGUUCUGUCUCCCUCUCCCCCAAAUUGGGAGCAGACAAGGAGGCGGCAACCAGUGAACUGCAAAACAUCCAGCGCCUGGUCAGUGGGCUCGACCCUAAACAGGACAGAUCCCGCAGCGGCUCCCCGUAAAACCCCCCGGCCUCCGGGACCUCAUUUCAAAUCAGUCUGGCAGUGCACUUUGUUUGAAAGAAACCACAUCCUCCACCCACCACUUGU
Messenger RNA from Dryobates pubescens (Downy woodpecker), 2522 nucleotides. It is a transcript of the gene TBX3, whose product is annotated as T-box transcription factor 3. Gene Ontology annotation, biological process: cell fate specification; positive regulation of DNA-templated transcription; positive regulation of cell population proliferation. NCBI's taxonomy places the organism in Eukaryota, Metazoa, Chordata, Aves, Piciformes, Picidae. The transcript is spliced from 8 exons. Gene Ontology annotation, molecular function: RNA polymerase II cis-regulatory region sequence-specific DNA binding; DNA-binding transcription factor activity, RNA polymerase II-specific. The record is from RefSeq and is a predicted model, not a curated record. Gene Ontology annotation, cellular component: nucleus. Bases 240 to 2435 code for a protein of 731 amino acids.